This is a messenger RNA of Salarias fasciatus (jewelled blenny), 1678 nucleotides long. RefSeq names its product platelet-derived growth factor alpha polypeptide a (gene pdgfaa). The record is from RefSeq and is a predicted model, not a curated record. Gene Ontology annotation, biological process: positive regulation of protein autophosphorylation; positive regulation of MAP kinase activity; positive regulation of ERK1 and ERK2 cascade. Gene Ontology annotation, molecular function: platelet-derived growth factor receptor binding; growth factor activity. Gene Ontology annotation, cellular component: membrane. The transcript is spliced from 6 exons. The coding region runs from base 590 to 1183 and encodes 197 amino acids. NCBI's taxonomy places the organism in Eukaryota, Metazoa, Chordata, Actinopteri, Blenniiformes, Blenniidae.
CUUUUCUUCUUUUUUCUCUCCUCAUUUUCAUCCCUGCAUUCUGCAAUUUGUGGAGAUUCUACUAAUAUCAAAUAAUUUACCCCAAAUAAAGUGCCAAGAUAUUCUAACUGCACAAAUGAGUGGAUCGUACUGACGACAGGAUGUGGGAUAUCACUGGAUAUGUGAAUUUAAGAAAGGUUUUCAGACUUCCUCCAGCACCUGUUCCUCUGGUUCCCAAACGCAGAGCAGAUGGACACCGACUUGACCUCAUUUAGUUUGAUUUGCGGCGUUAUGUUUCCAGCAACUGGACAAACGGCGGUGCAGAUUUUUUUAUUUUCUCAACCGUGACUUGGAAAACAGAAAAUCCUUCCUCUGUCACCUGCAGUGACGAACCAUUGAGCUCCGAGGAAAGACGCGCGUGGGUCAAUAUAAAUUCCAAUCAGGCUUUCAAGGAUAUUUGGAAGUUUUGUGCGCGCUUCCCCUGAGGUGGUGGAGGUGGUCCGUCCUCCUGAGGGAUGGUUCACAGCUGCCCGGACCAGGGAGCGACAGCCCGGCUCCUUCAGUGGACCCUCGCCCCGUGCCGGUGCCUCUGCGGUGUGUCUGAGAGGAGAUGAGAGCCGCGGUCUACCACCUCCUCGCCGGCUACCUUUGCCUGUUACGCGCCGCUGCAGAGGAGUCUCCGCUCCCCCGGGAGCUGCUGGAGCGCCUCUCCCGCAGCGAGAUCCGCAGCAUCAGCGACCUCCAGCGGCUGCUAGAGAUAGACUCCGUAGAGAACGAAGUGAUUGAGGAGACCAAACACAGCUACCACAAGGACUUCUCUCACAGCUACCCUGACCCGAAGAGGACACACACCCGGCACAGACGGAGCAUCGUGGUGGAAGAGGCUCAGCCAGCUGUGUGCAAAGUGCGGACAACAAUUUAUGAGAUCCCCCGGAGCCAGGUGGAUCCCACCGCCGCCAACUUCAUCAUCUGGCCUCCGUGCGUGGAGGUGAAGCGCUGCACCGGCUGCUGCAACACCAGCAACAUGAGGUGCCAGGCGGCCCGGAAGCACCACCGCACCGUCAAGGUGGCGAAGGUGGAGUACGUGCGGCGCCGGCCCAAGCUGAGGGAGGUGCAGGUGAAGCUGGAGGACCACUUGGAGUGCAUGUGCACCAACAGGCGCCACGUCAGCCCCAACGCCAACACAGACAACGGCGUCAGGUGAGGAGCGACCGCCGGAUGACGGAGAGCGGAUCUCAGCACGCCAUGUCGGAGGGGUUUGACGGAGGACGACCGGCUCUCCUGGACCUCGGCUCUACUUUGAGACGCUGAACGUUGAAAAGCGUCAAACUGAAAGUGACGAUUCCUCGGCGGAGAAAAGACGUGAUUUGGAUCCCCGGUGGCGGCGGAAGAGCCGAGGGGGGGCCGCUCGGACGCUGAAGGACUUCCUGUCUGCGCCCCGCUCCUUCUCCGGGAAUAAACCGCUCAGAGGAUCAGAUUAUAAACUGAAAUGAAUCCUUUCUAGAAACAGUGACCGGGAUUAGGUUUUUUUUUUUUUUUGUACUCCAAGAUUUACUCUUCCUCAGCAAAACACUCGCACACAUGCACGUAUAUCCUCUUAUUUUUGUAACCACUCAUUUUCUAUUGCUGUCUGUUUCUAUCUCUGGUGUGUAUCCGCAUAAAGAACUGAGGGGGUGAAGGAUCCUCCUGACUUGUUACU